Molecule: messenger RNA, 983 nt
Organism: Camellia sinensis
Lineage: Eukaryota; Viridiplantae; Streptophyta; Magnoliopsida; Ericales; Theaceae
Source: RefSeq, a predicted model, not a curated record
AAGAGAUGCCACCGGGGUUUCGUUUACAGUCUCAUUUGGGGCCAUUAACUCCCACUCCAAAAGAAGGGAUGGAUCCCCCAGGUCAAGAGAUUGGUACCCAACCCUUACCACCUCAUAAUGUGCAACCUGAGCAUGAGGUGACUGCAUCUAGCAGUGUUGUAUCAUAUGACAGACGUGGUCGUGGUCCAACAUGCGGCAUACAAACCCAACGCAUUUUCGAGAAAGAUGGAAAGAUGUUGGUUCAUGUACCUGAACAGUUCUGUGCACCAGUAGGAGAUCAAGCCUUUAAGUUGGCCUCCAAAAUUGGCAUAGAGGUUCGAACGCAAUUACCAGACUUGAGCGUUCGUAGAUGGAAGAAGGUUCACGAUGCUGAUAAGAAGCCAAUGAUCCAACACUUGGAGGAUCAGUUUGAUCUACAAGGCAAUCCGAGUGAUGUAGCAAGGACUUUAAACACACAGUUUGGUUGGCGAUUGAGUAGCUUCACCUAUAGGUUGCACAAACAAUACAAGCAACUUAAGGAUGCAAGAGGGGAUGAGUACGCAAGAAGCCACCCAUCUGCAAGUGUUACUCUUAAUCAAUGGGCAUCUCUAAUUGACAAGAAGUGGAAUAGUAAAGAAUUCAUGGUAUAAUGUUUUAUGUUAAUAGUCAAAAAUUAAUUUUCUUCUUACUAAUGUUAAGUUUUGUUAUUUUUAUUAGUGUUUCAAUCGUGUAGGAACAAUCACUAACUAAUGUGAGUAAUAGGAUGCAAAUGAAAACAAAACAUAGAUGUGGAUCAAAAUCAAUCCCGGUCAGAGUGCAUAGUUCAGUGUGUUCUGCUAUUUUAUUUUAACGGAUUAGUAGGCUUUGUUAUUUAAAUAUUUGAAAUAACAUUCAAAAACAAAUGAAUCAGAUAACUGCAAAUGGAGAAGUGCCUGAUUUGGCAAAAUUUUACAAGUCCAUCCACUAUAAUUCGAACACGCAUGAAUGGAUUUCGUCAGAGAGCC